Bactrocera neohumeralis is the source of this 1798-nucleotide messenger RNA. RefSeq names its product death-associated inhibitor of apoptosis 2 (gene Diap2). Lineage: Eukaryota; Metazoa; Arthropoda; Insecta; Diptera; Tephritidae. Gene Ontology annotation, biological process: positive regulation of protein ubiquitination; regulation of cell cycle; negative regulation of apoptotic process. Gene Ontology annotation, molecular function: cysteine-type endopeptidase inhibitor activity involved in apoptotic process; ubiquitin protein ligase activity. The transcript has 4 exons. The coding region runs from base 60 to 1370 and encodes 436 amino acids. The record is from RefSeq and is a predicted model, not a curated record. Gene Ontology annotation, cellular component: cytoplasm; nucleus.
UACUCCGAAAAGUUGAUUUUGGUUUUAGAAAAGUAAAAUAUUUAUCAUUUGACUUGAAAAUGGAAGAAUCUGUUGAGGAAUGUGAUUAUUUAGUGGAGGCCAAUCGUUUGGCUACUUUUAAAAAUUGGCCUAAUCCGAAUAUUUCACCGCAAUCACUGGCCAAAGCAGGUUUCUACUAUUUAAAUCGUUCGGAUCAAGUAAAAUGUGCAUGGUGCAAGGGCAUAAUAGCUAUGUGGGAGGAACAAGACGAUGCAUUUGAGGAGCAUAAGCGUUUCUUUCCCAACUGUCCACGCGUGCAAUUAGGUCCACUUAUAGAAAUGGCGAGCGAUGGCCUGCGUGAUUUGGGCAUACAACAAAUUUCUACACCGAAAAAGCCAAAAUUUUCCUCAUUGGAUUCACGACUACGCACAUAUGUCAAUUGGCCCAUACCUGAUAUACAGAAACCCGAUGCACUCGCACAAGCUGGGCUCUACUAUCAAAAUGUCGAAGAUCAAGUGCGUUGUUUUCACUGCAAUAUAGGUUUGCGUUCAUGGCAACGCGAAGAUGAUCCUUGGUUCGAGCAUGCAAAGUGGUUUCCUCAGUGCCAAUUCGUGCGUCUCGUUAAAGGGGCGAACUACAUACAGCAUGUACAGGAUCUGACGCGACAAUCAGGUCAUCAACCACACAACGAAAUUUCCAUUGAUGAAGCCAUGAUGACAGCACCCGUACUGCAGGCGCUCGAAAUCGGCAUUGAUGGUGGCUCAAUACGAAAUGCCACACAGCGGCAAUUAUUAGCUUGCGGGCGUCCAUAUGAAACAGUCGAAGAUUUAAUAAAAGCGGUAUUCGGUGAUCCUGACGAUGCUGAACCAAUCGCAAAUGGUCAGUGCACGGAAGGCGUUAGUGCUUCAUUGGCAGGCGAUGUUUCACGUUUAAUAAAUAUGCUAGAUGAAGCCGGCGUGGGUAGUAAUUGUGGUGAAAGUCAUAAUAACGCUACCAAUAGUACGACAACGUUGGAGCAAAGUAAUGUUGAGAAUCAAGUAUAUGGUAGUGCGUGGAAUGGACCGAGUUGUUCGGCGGCGGUAACCAAUGCCUUGCAAAUGAAAAACACUGGUGAUAACACAGAAAUAGCAGCUAAAACAGAUAAAGCCGAUGAUGCGUGCACAAACAAAGUAGCUAGCGAACAAACGCUCAAUAGAACCUUAUCACUGGAAGAAGAAAAUCGUAAACUGAAGGAUGCACGGUUAUGUAAAGUGUGUCUGGAUGAAGAAGUCGGUGUAGUGUUUUUGCCGUGUGGACAUUUAGUUACAUGCGUGCAAUGCGCACCCGGCGUUGGUCAGUGUCCCAUGUGUCGUGCCGACAUUAAAGGUUUUGUACGCACUUACCUAUCGUAAAUAGCUGAACAUUCUUCACUAUUUAUUUCCUCUCAAAAUGUGUUAUAUUAAUUUAUUAUACGGUAGUUGCUAUUAAAUUUGCUUUAGUACAUACAUACACAUAUACUUAUAUAAAUGUUAUGCUAGUUUGGAAUGGUAAAGUAAAUAUAAAUAAUGAUUUUACAAAUAUAUACACACAUAAAUAUAUAUAUGUACUUUAUAUAUAUAUCGAUAUAUAGAUAAAGUUAAACACUAGUAGCUUUUUACUUAUCAUUGAACGACAAACUAAAAAUUUUGUUUGUAUGAUAAACCUAUCUACCUUGCAAUAAAAUCAAAUCAUGUAUUUUAUCUGUUAUGUUUUUCGACUUUUAAAAAGUCAAAUUGAUACCAGUUCUCAUGAAUAUCGAAUGUAAUUUAUCGAAAUAUUGUGUUUUUUCUUUAGUGUAGUA